AUGUCUUCCAUUCCCAUGAACCGCUUGGGCGGUCGCGGUAAGCAUCCCCGCCCGGAACGCGGGAAACAACCACCCGCCGAUGCUUCCUGCGUAUCGUACGAGUGGUUCCUCCGUGCUGACAAGGCCGAUCUUCCAACAGCGUUUCACCACGCCGACAACGACGACGACGAUGUGGAGCGGGAGUACGACCGCCUCCGCGACCUCGCCCGUGAGGAAGCCAACAAGCGUAACCAGUGUUUUGAGCGCCAGGCCUACCAGUCUGGCGAUGGCGCCGCCGCCAAAGAGCUCUCGAACGAGGGCAAGCGCCACGCCCAGAAGAUGGAGGACUACAACCGCCAGGCGUCCGAGUAUAUCUUCCGCGAGAACAACGCCGCCGGCCGCGUGACGGGCAGCUGCAUCGACUUGCACGGCCAGUUCGUCGAGGAGGCGGAGCGUAUGCUUGAACAGCGCAUCCGCGCCGACCGCGACCGGGGGCAGGAACACCUGCACGCCAUCGUCGGCAAGGGCAACCACUCGACGGGACAUGUGCAGAAGCUCAAGCCGCGCAUCGAGGCGCUGUGCCGGGAGCUCGGGCUGAAGUACUCGACGGAGGAGAAUGCGGGUAGAAUCUACAUCAACCUCCAGGGCAAUGACGCUACUAUGCCGCCGCCUCCGCAGGUUGGUGGUGGUCAGCAGCACCAUGGUGGUGGCCAACAGCAACACGGAGGCAAACCCCAUGGAGGCAAGCCCCACGGCGGCCAGCAACAGCAUCACGGCGGCCAACAGCAACAGGACCAGGACGACGACAUCGUCGUCAAGAUCCUCAAGAAGCUGGAGAAGGCUUGCUGUGUGGUCAUGUAG
Colletotrichum gloeosporioides is the source of this 840-nucleotide messenger RNA. Its product is annotated as Smr domain-containing protein C11H11.03c. The transcript has 3 exons. The coding region runs from base 1 to 840 and encodes 279 amino acids. Lineage: Eukaryota; Fungi; Ascomycota; Sordariomycetes; Glomerellales; Glomerellaceae. The record is from RefSeq and is a predicted model, not a curated record.